ACCUACAGCUUUGUCACUGUAAAUAAAGCCAAGUUAGUUGGCCUGGCUUUGUUUUCCUACAGCUGUGGGAUUUCAACAUAUGGACUGUUAAAAAAACAACUUCCUGGACUUCCCGUUUUGAACAGUUUUGACGUGUUGUUUUCUUUUUUUUUUUUCUUUUUUAAACGUACUCCUCUCAGCUCACAGCCAUGUUCCAGUCGACUUUUAAGAAUUUUAACUUCAACUUCAACUCUUCCAAUGAGGGGAACACGGUGUCCAGCGGAGACCUGUUAACGGGACACAUCUCCUUCGACCUGACGAAGCCGACGAAGAUCCGCUCCAUUACCAUGUCGCUGACCGGGGGCGUGAGGGUCUACUGGUCCACCGGAUCCGGGAAGAACCGGAGAAGCCACAGCGCCAGGCUCACCUUCUUCGACCUGAAGACCGUCCUGCAGCAGGACCAGGACGAAGCCGUGGAGAGACCCGAACUUUCGCCUGGCACACACAUGUACCCCUUCUCCUGUCAGAUCCCACAGGGCGACUUCCCGCCAACCUUUAAUGGGGCUCAUGGACAAGUAAUCUACGUCUUGACAGUGGGCAUCAACAGACCCUGGCACAUGGCCAAAACAUUUCAGACCGACCUGAACUUUGUCAGUCGCGUUGAUACCAGCCAGCCAGAUCUGCCGCUUCCCCUUUCAGGCUCGAACAGAGCGAAAACGUGCAACCUGUGGUGCACCUCUGGCGAGGUCACGCUUGCAGCAAGGACAGAGAAGAAGGCGUUCAUCCCUGGCGAAACUGCAAAGAUUAUCUGCGAUUUCAGCAAUGGCUCCUCUAAAACAGCAACUCUGAAGGUGAAGCUGCAGCAGCAACAGACGUAUUAUACACACAACAGAGUCUCCAGGAGGACGGUUUUUAAAGAGCUGGCGUCAGAGGUUGGAGACCCGGUCGCACCGUACACCUCUGACCAACACGCCGAGGUCAUGAUCACGAUCCCGUCCCCCUUGACGAUGAGCAUCACCAACUGCAGCAUCCUGGAGCUGGAGUACCUCAUCCAGGUGAGCCUCUGUGUGAAACCCUGCACUGACGUCAUGGUGCUGUUUCCCAUCGUCUUGUGUGACACUCCCGUUGAAGCUCGGUUCCCGUUUUAACUGAAGACAACUCUAUAAAAUUCAGAGGUAGAAACUUGGAUGCGCCCCUCAGUGUUUCUUAUUUUCGCUCUUAAUGUUUACAGCUGAAUGCAGGUUUUAUAUUGAAAGUUUCUUGUAUUGUUUUUGACAAUCUUGAGUCUGUAUUUGUCUCGUUGCGUUUCACUGGAAGUGUUUGCCUGCUCUCAGGUGUUUUAAUACCACUGCUAUGCUGCAGGCAUACCACAGACCUGCCUGUCCUGAAUCUGGUGGUUGGGAAAAAAAACAAAACAAACAAACCUGUGACUACUCUUAGGGGUGUGACGAGACGAGAUGAGAGUUCCUCUUUACUUUUAAGAAAACUAAAGUGACAGAAUGUAUGACUGGAAAAACAGACCUUUUUUUUAUUUAACGGUCACAUAACAAUACAGGUGCAUUUUGAGCACAGCUCUAAUGAAGGGACAAAUCCAAGUGGAGGCAGGUGUCUCUCUGGAGGGACAUGCUAUGAGGGCUGAAUCGAGGACAUGUUUAAAACAAAAGAGUUGGAACUCGUUGCUGAAAAUGAAUCCUCAAAAAUCCCCGUGGAGACAUGGAACAAGCAACUCAGUAAUUAUAAAAAGAGUCUGAUUGCUGCACUAGUUAAUGAAUCUGUUGAUUACUGAGGAGGAUGUGAAUAAUUUUGGACAUGCCACUUUUUGUUCAAAUGUAAAUAAAAGCAUAGAAUUUUUUUUUUUUUCCCACAAUGGUGGAAUGUGAGGAAUAUACCGGUGUCAUAGGUGUGUAUAGACAAAAUGAGCUGUGUUUGACCAGCUGGUUUUUAUUCUCAUUGUAGAAUGUAAGCCAAAGACCGACUGAUUGGUUGAAGGUGCCUUAAAAGCAACACACUGCCACUAUACAAGCUUUAAUUCAGGACAAUCAUACAAUGACCAUAGUCAAGUGUAAUCACUUAUUUGUGCAUUUAACACACUGAUACAGGACUCCCUGCAUCAUAAUGCUGCCUUCAAGCCAUAAUAUCCUUGUUACGCCAUAAAAUAGAUGUUUUUUAUUAACAAUAUGACUAAAACUGUGGAUAGUGAAGUAAUAUAAAGUACUGGCAUUAUGCUGCAUUCAGGCCUUAUUAAAGUUACUAUUUCUUGUCGUUACGGUUUGAUAUUUUCGGUGUGUGUGUGUUGAAUCCAAGAGUUAAUUCGUGUAAGUAAAGUAAACCAUAGAGCUAAAUGUUGAGCUGAGCGAGUUCAGUGUGCUACCCAAACUACCCUUUGUUCUCUUCAGCAGGGAAAAUACUGCAAACAUUAGCCUUAAUUGAAUCUUCCAGCCUAAUUAUGUCUCAUUGAAAACACCAUCAGCCUCAUUUCCUGGAGGAAGGUUACCGUUUCUUUGUUCUGCUAGCACUCGUUUAAAGACGGCACUUAUGUUAAUAUUCACUUAUCUCCGAUGGUGUCUUUGAGUUGAGAACCGCUGAGAGCAGCGAUACGCCUUCAUUUUUUCUUAAGAGACUUUUUUUUUUAAAGUUUUUUUUAUUGUGAUGUUACAUUAUUGGUCUGCGUCUUUUAUAUUGUACAUAUAUUUAUUAUAUUUAAUGUAUUGUAUCAUAAUGGAACAUAUAUCCAGAGUGUAUGACUUGCACUUUAUAGGGUAGAUUGAGUGUGUGGACAUUAUAUAAAGUCGCUACUCUGCCUGGAAACCUGAAUGUUAGAAGAAAGUCACAAAUAAAGUGAA
Messenger RNA from Salarias fasciatus (jewelled blenny), 2822 nucleotides. RefSeq names its product arrestin domain-containing protein 3-like. The record is from RefSeq and is a predicted model, not a curated record. The transcript has 6 exons. NCBI's taxonomy places the organism in Eukaryota, Metazoa, Chordata, Actinopteri, Blenniiformes, Blenniidae. Gene Ontology annotation, biological process: protein transport. The coding region runs from base 189 to 1127 and encodes 312 amino acids. Gene Ontology annotation, cellular component: cytoplasm; plasma membrane.